Desarmillaria tabescens is the source of this 1155-nucleotide messenger RNA. RefSeq lists its product as uncharacterized. The coding region runs from base 203 to 1000 and encodes 265 amino acids. The record is from RefSeq and is a predicted model, not a curated record. Lineage: Eukaryota; Fungi; Basidiomycota; Agaricomycetes; Agaricales; Physalacriaceae. The transcript has 2 exons.
CUGAAGACUACUUUAAGCAACUAGAAUGGUGGUAAUGGCAUAAACGACUCCCAUAAAUUUUUAUCGAAACGCAAGGAGUAACUCUGCUGGACACUUUCUCCAACCAUCAUUUUACUCGUCUUUCAUUCAGCGACUUCGUCCCCCUGCUCAGUCCUCAGUGCCUUGCUAGGACACUCUCACGGAUUCGCAUCCUUCCACGACAAUGCCUGGUGAUUCUGUAUCCUCUUUGGCCUCUACGGUCCCUUCUCACGCAAUCACUGAACGGUCCAAGAACACAAGGACUAGUCGACAGCCUCCAAUACAGGCUUACAUCCAUUGGCUGGAACGUAGUGAAGGUGCCAGGAUAUCCAACUGCAACUCUACCGCAGGUUCGGAUUGUCGAGUAGACGAUUCCAUUGGGCGAGUCAAGCAAUCGAAGAGGUACUACUCGUUCACUCACGCUGAAGAGUCGAGUGAUGAUCGCCAGCUGGAUAACGAUAGACUGGGAGAGAAGGGCGAGAUAUUGCCGCGGCGGAGGAUAUUUAACGUCAAGCGUGCUAGAAAGAUAGUACAAUUUUUUGGGGAGCACCCACCUUUAGAAUUAAUACUUAGAGAUGACGCCUGUCCUUCAUCCAUUCAACAUCUUCUCUCUUCCAACAUCUCGACACGGCAUCCAAGUCCCGAGAAUGAGCGAAUGUCACCUCAUUCCAAGGACCGCUCCAAAAACAUUUCUCCCGACCCAUUUGACGACGAUCAUGUCACAUUUACUUCGGCUUUCUGGGUGCCCAAGCGCCGUACCGCUCAAUCAUCUUCGUUCUUCGGGGUCACCUGCAAGGAUUCGCCUCCAUUCGUACCAAAGACAGCACCUCCGAUGCAAGAGCAAUCUACACGCAGUGCACAAGUCGACGUACAGUCGACUAGACGCAGAUUUUGGGGUUUCGGUAAGAGAUACACCACGCGGGAGGUACUAGACAUCGCAGAUGUUAUUGAAAAGUUGCACUGCCUUAGCAGCGUGAAUUGAGAGGUUCACGCUUUACUUAUCUCGAUUCUCAUAUUUCUUUUUCACAAGACUCGGCGGGCCGAUUUAUACUGUAGACUUUCAUUGUUAGAGGUAGACACAGGCUCGGAUACACAUAGGGUACCUCCAUUCAAGAAUCCAUUCACUUUAGAUGCCGA